Messenger RNA from Aspergillus ibericus CBS 121593, 870 nucleotides. RefSeq lists its product as uncharacterized. The coding region runs from base 239 to 751 and encodes 170 amino acids. The transcript is spliced from 2 exons. Lineage: Eukaryota; Fungi; Ascomycota; Eurotiomycetes; Eurotiales; Aspergillaceae. The record is from RefSeq and is a predicted model, not a curated record.
CUUUGUUCUAUUUUAUCUUGGCUUCUGGCUUUGGCUUUGGCUUGGCUAUACAUUCUUAAGUAUUCAUACAUACCUUGGUAGGUUGGAUCAAGCAGGUGGAUUAUUCGUGCUGCUGGUUAGAUAGCUGUCCCGGACGCGCUAGCACAUAGCAUGGCAUGACAUGCAUGGCACAGGAAUGGGGAUGCAAAUGGGGAUGGAUUCUUGUACAUAGGAUUGAUGGAUUUCGCGUGUUGUGAAUAUGUCAGAUUUUUAUCUUGCUCUUGCUUUACCCCUCCCUCCCCCUCCUCUCUCUGAUUCAUUCCGUGCUUUGGUCGAUUCCUUAUAUGAGAAAGGUCAACGACAGAGCAAUCAGCACCCACAUCAUUUCCAAUAUCCCACCAUGCCACCGGAAUCCAGAUCCAGAUAUGCCUACCCACGCUAUAUACACGCAUGCAUGCAUCAACCAACUCAACACAAUACCUCCACCCCACCCGCCGCCAACAAGCCAAGUAGUAGGUUCUGUUUAACCCGACAGGAUCCCUCCAAUCCGACCUGUAUGUUCAGUAUGUACCAUGUACCACAUAAGUUCGUCAUCACUCAACCACCCCCAAUCUUGACCCUGAAAGACAUCGGCGGGGAGCAUAGCCGCAGCCGCAGCGGUAGCAGCAUCGACGUCUAUCCCAUCGAGGGCGUAGAUGGCGCUACUAUCGGCGAAGGAGACGGCCAUAUCGCUGUACAUGCGAUGCGCGUCGAGAGGGCUCACCAUGGAUAGGGAGACGGGGAUGUCUGGGGUGGUGGCCAUGGAGCAGUAAGAGGGGGAGAGAUAGAUGCCGUGGGAGCUGGGCGUAGCUGUCGCGGGGAGCGUGGUGGUUGGGAGGUAGGAGGUGGUAC